ACAACCCGAAGAAAGUAAAUAUCAGUGUAGAGGCUUCAGCUCAUUGAUGCAGCGCCUCAGCAAUGGCCUUUUGCCUGUGCAGCCAAGGCUAAGGACUGCCGCACAAAGUCUAAGAGAGAAGUGAAAAACCGCCCACCCACGGCGUGCAUGGUCGUACAUCUAACCAAGCUAAGUUCCAAAUUAAGGUUCUGAGUGUUGAUGCGCACCUGACCGCCAAUCUAUGACAAGGGGAGAGUAAGUAAAGUGAUAAGACAUGCAUAUCAUUACUAGCCACAAUUGGCCCGAUUGCGCUUCCUGUAUGUGGUCAAUCCCGUUUGCUCACCGAGGGAACCCUGAACCAGUUCAGCGAGUACUCACCUGCACUAUGCGCAAGUUAAAUAACCCAAACGCAUGGCCAUCCAGAGGCAAGACAUAAAUUAGGGAGCUAACCCAACUGGGUCCGAACUUACAUCCUACGCCCUCGAUGUCCCGGGAUGAGGCGAUUAACUCACUUGUCACAACGUCAGAGAACGAUUUUAUUGAAAAAAAGAAACAAUAAGCCUCUAUACUUGUCCGAGGCCCAUUUUUUGGGCAUUAACGAGCACAAAGCU
Molecule: messenger RNA, 590 nt
Organism: Cantharellus anzutake
Lineage: Eukaryota; Fungi; Basidiomycota; Agaricomycetes; Cantharellales; Hydnaceae
Exons: 1
Coding region: 254-415 (53 amino acids)
Source: RefSeq, a predicted model, not a curated record